Messenger RNA from Trichosurus vulpecula (common brushtail), 10650 nucleotides. RefSeq names its product kinesin family member 21B (gene KIF21B). Gene Ontology annotation, molecular function: ATP binding; microtubule binding; microtubule motor activity. Gene Ontology annotation, biological process: microtubule-based movement; mitotic spindle organization. Bases 477 to 5393 code for a protein of 1638 amino acids. The record is from RefSeq and is a predicted model, not a curated record. The transcript is spliced from 36 exons. NCBI's taxonomy places the organism in Eukaryota, Metazoa, Chordata, Mammalia, Diprotodontia, Phalangeridae.
AGGGUGGUAGGUGCGCUCGGGAGUGUGGGGGUGUGUGCGAGGGUGUGAGUGGGGGUGUGAGUGAGUGAGCGGUGUGAGUGUGUGCGCGGGUGCGGGUGUGAGCGCGUGCGGGAGGGGGUGUGGAUGGAGUUGGUCAAUUUCGGCCUCAGCUGUCAGGUCCAUUUCAACGCAGAGCCUCAGGGCCCCGGCCACAUGGAGGGCGCAAGGGCGAGCGGGGAGCUCCGGGGUUCUUCUGCCCGCUCCCCAUGAGCCUCGCGGAAGCCGCCGCCGCCGCCGCCUCGGGAGAGCAUGUCACCUCCAGCCGCAGCCACAGCCGCCGCCGCCGCCGCAGCAGCAGCAGCAACAGCAGCCGCAGCCGCGGCGCACGACUCCAGUGCCAGUGCCGCCUCCUCCUCUUCCUCCUGCAUCCUCAGGCACUGGCUCUCUGACUCGAUCCCCUGAUCCAUGCCAGAGGUCCCUGGAGAUCUGGGAGAGCCAUGGCAAGCCAGGGUGACUGCUGCGUCAAGGUGGCGGUCAGGAUCCGCCCCCAGCUAUCCAAGGAGAAGAUUGAAGGAUGUCACAUCUGUACCUCCGUCACUCCUGGAGAGCCCCAGGUGCUUCUGGGGAAGGACAAGGCCUUCACCUAUGACUUUGUCUUUGACCUGGACACCUGGCAAGAGCAAAUCUACACAGCUUGUGUGGGCAAGCUCAUCGAGGGCUGCUUUGAGGGCUACAAUGCCACAGUGCUGGCCUACGGACAGACAGGAGCUGGGAAGACAUAUACCAUGGGCACCGGCUUCGACAUGAGCACCACGGAGGAGGAGCAUGGUAUCAUCCCGAGGGCCAUAGGACACCUCUUCAGGGGCAUUGCCGAUCGCAAGAGACAGGCCCAGGAACAGGGAGUGCCUGGGCCCGAGUUCAAAGUCAGUGCACAAUUUCUGGAGCUCUACAAUGAGGAAAUCCUCGACCUGUUUGAUAGCACCCGAGAUCCUGACUCCCGCCACCGAAAAUCCAACAUCAAGAUCCACGAAGACGCCAAUGGGGGCAUCUACACCACCGGCGUCACCUCCCGCCUCAUCAGUUCCCAAGAAGAGCUGAUCCAGUGUUUGAAGCAAGGUGCUCUGUCCCGGACCACGGCCAGCACACAGAUGAAUGUGCAGAGCUCUCGCUCUCACGCCAUCUUCACCAUCCACCUGUGCCAGAUGCGUGUCUGUGCCCGGCCUGAACUGGUGAAUGGUGAGGUGCCUGGCCUUCACGACGGUGCUGCCCCCACCAAUGAGUAUGAGACACUCACAGCCAAGUUUCAUUUCGUCGAUCUGGCAGGCUCUGAACGGCUGAAACGGACAGGGGCCACAGGCGAGAGAGCCAAAGAGGGCAUCUCUAUCAACUGUGGCCUGCUGGCCUUGGGUAAUGUGAUCAGUGCCCUAGGAGACCAGAGCAAGAAGGUGGUCCAUGUGCCAUACCGGGACUCCAAGCUCACCCGGCUCCUCCAGGACUCCCUCGGUGGAAACAGCCAGACAAUUAUGAUUGCUUGUGUGAGCCCUUCAGACCGGGACUUUAUGGAGACCCUGAAUACCCUCAAGUAUGCCAACCGGGCCCGCAACAUCAAGAACAAGGUGGUUGUGAACCAAGAUAAGACCAGCCAGCAGAUCAGUGCCCUUCGGGCAGAGAUUGCCCGCCUGCAAAUGGAGCUAAUGGAGUACAAGGCGGGUAAGCGAGUGAUUGGGGAAGAUGGCUCAGAGGGCUAUAGUGACCUGUUCCGGGAGAACGCCAUGCUGCAGAAAGAGAAUGGCACGCUGAGAAUGCGGGUGAAAGCCAUGCAGGAAGCCAUUGAUGCCAUCAACAACCGAGUCACCCACCUUAUGAGCCAGGAGGCCAACCUGCUGCUUGCUAAGGCUGGAGAUGGCAAUGAGGCCAUUGGUACUCUAAUCCAGAACUAUAUCCGAGAGAUUGAGGAGCUUCGAACAAAGCUUUUAGAGAGUGAAGCAAUGAAUGAGUCUCUCCGCCGCACACUCUCACGGACCUCAGGCAGGCCUUCCUACUCCAUGAGUGGUUCCCAAACCCAGGGAAGUUUGCUGAGCAGCCCAUCAAUUUCCAUGGAAACAGAGGCUUCAGAGGUGAUCCGCAAGGCCAAGCAGGACCUGGAACGGCUAAAGAAAAAGGAGACCAGGCAACGGAGAAAAAGCCCAGAGAAGGAGGCAUUUAAAAAGAGGGCAAAGUUACAUCAAGAGAACGGAGAAGAGACGGAUGAGAACGAGGCCGAGGAGGAGGAAGAGGAGGAUCGGGAUGAAAGUGGUUGUGAGGAAGAGGAAGGACGGGAAGAUGAAGAUGAAGAUUCGGGCAGUGAGGAGAGCCUAGUGGACUCAGACUCGGAUCCAGAGGAGAAGGAGGUGAACUUCCAGGCCGACCUGGCAGACUUGACCUGUGAGAUUGAGAUCAAGCAGAAGCUGAUCGAUGAACUGGAGAAUAGCCAGCGCCGGCUACAGACGCUGAAGCACCAGUACGAGGAAAAACUGAUCUUGUUACAGAACAAGAUCCGGGACACACAGCUCGAGCGGGACCGGGUGCUCCAGAACCUCAGCACCAUGGAGUGCUACACAGAGGAGAAGGCCAACAAGAUAAAGGCGGAUUAUGAGAAGCGUCUGCGGGAGAUGAAUCGGGACCUUCAGAAGUUGCAGGCAGCCCAGAAGGAGCAUGCCCGGCUGCUCAAGAACCAGUCCCGUUAUGAGAGGGAACUGAAGAAGCUUCAGGCUGAGGUGGCAGAGAUGAAGAAGGCCAAGGUGGCCUUGAUGAAACAGAUGAGGGAGGAGCAACAGCGGAGGCGGCUGGUAGAAACCAAGAGGAACCGGGAGAUUGCCCAGCUCAAGAAGGAGCAACGGCGGCAGGAGUUUCAGAUCCGGGCUCUGGAAUCUCAGAAGCGCCAGCAGGAGAUGGUAUUGAGGAGGAAAACCCAGGAGGUGUCUGCGCUGCGACGCCUGGCCAAGCCUAUGUCAGAGCGGGUGGCAGGACGGGUAGUGGCAAAGCCUCCCAUGCUGGACUCGGGAGCAGAGGUGUCAGCCAGCGCCACGUCAUCUGAGGCAGAGUCUGGAGCCCGGUCUGUCUCAAGCAUCGUGCGCCAAUGGAAUCGAAAGAUCAACCACUUUCUGGGGGAUCCAGCAACCCCAAUCAAUGGCACCCGUCCUGCCAGGAAGAAGUUCCAGAAGAAGGGGGCCAGCCAGAGCUUCAGCAAAGCUGCCAGGUUAAAGUGGCAGUCCCUAGAACGGCGCAUCAUCGACAUCGUCAUGCAGAGGAUGACCAUUGUCAACCUAGAGGCUGAUAUGGAGAGACUCAUCAAGAAAAGGGAGGAGCUAUUUCUCCUUCAGGAAACACUGAGAAGGAAGAGGGAGAAGCUUCAGGAAGAGAGCCCAGAGGAGGAGAAGGGGCUACAGGAGCUGAGUGAAGAGAUCGAAGUGCUAGCAGCCAAUAUUGACUAUAUCAAUGACAGCAUUUCUGAUUGCCAGGCCACCAUUGUACAGCUGGAGGAGACCAAGGAGGAGCUCGAUUCUACAGAUACGUCAGUGGUCAUCAGCUCUUGCUCACUGGCGGAAGCCCGACUCUUGUUGGACAACUUUCUCAAGGCCUCCAUUGAAAAGGGUCUACAGGUGGCCCAGAAGGAGGCCCAGAUUCGGCUGCUGGAGGGGCGGCUGAGGCAAACAGACAUGAACAACUCCUCUCAGAACCACCUGAUCCUGGAUGCCCUCCGAGAAAAAGCUGAAGCCCACCCUGAACUACAGGCACUGAUCCACAAUGUGCAGCAGGAGAAUGGAUACUGCAGCACAGAUGAGGAGAUCUCUGAGUUCUCAGAGGGGAGCUUCUCCCAGUCCUUCACUAUGAAGGGUUCUACCAGCCAUGAUGAUUUCAAGUUCAAGGGGGAGCCCAAGUUGUCUGCUCAAAUGAAGGCGGUGUCAGCUGAGUGUCUGGGUCCCCCAUUGGACAUCUCCACCAAGAACAUCACUAAGUCUCUGGCCUCACUUGUGGAGAUCAAGGAGGACGGUGUGAGCUUCUCUAUCCGAGACCCCUACUACCGAGACAAGGUCUCACGUACCAUCAGCCUGCCCACCCGCGGCAGCACCUUCCCUCGGCAAUCCCGAGGAUCUGACACCUCACCUCUGACCCGGAGGAAGUCCUAUGACCGAGGGCAACCUAUCAGGUCCUCGGACAUGGCCUUCACACCCCCUUCGUCCCCCCCUACGCGGCCCCGAAAUGACCGCAACGUCUUCUCUCGCCUCACCAGCAAUCAGAGCCAGGGGUCAGCACUGGACAAGUCCGAUGACAGCGACUCCUCUAUCUCGGAGGUCCUGAGGGGAAUCAUCAACCCCAUCGGUGGAGCCAAGGGCGCCCGGACUGCCCCCUUACAGUGCGUCUCAGUAGCUGAGGGUCACACCAAGCCCAUUCUUUGCUUGGAUGCCACUGACGAGCUGCUCUUCACAGGAUCAAAAGACAGAAGCUGCAAGAUGUGGAACCUGGUGACAGGGCAGGAGAUUGCCGCUCUGAAGGGUCAUCCCAACAAUGUUGUUUCCCUCAAGUACUGUGCCCACCUGGGCCUAGUGUUCUCUGUCUCCACGUCCUAUAUCAAGGUGUGGGACAUCCGGGAUUCCGCCAAGUGCAUUCGCACCCUCACGUCCUCAGGUCAGGUGAUCUCUGGAGAUGCCUGUGCAAGCACCACCAAUCGAACGGUCACCAGUGCUCAAGGGGAACACCAGAUCAACCAGAUCGCCCUCAACCCCACAGGCACCACUCUUUAUGCUGCCUCUGGCAACUCAGUCCGCAUCUGGGAACUCAACAGGUUCCAGCCCAUUGGGAAGCUGACUGGCCACAUUGGUCCCGUGAUGUGCUUGACAGUCAACCAGACCUCCAACCACCAUGACCUUGUGGUGACCGGCUCCAAGGAUCAUUAUGUAAAGAUGUUUGAGCUGGCAGAGAGUGUGAUGGGCAACAUCAGCCCCACGCACAACUUUGAGCCCCCGCAUUAUGAUGGCAUCGAGUGCCUAGCUAUCCAGGGUGACAUCCUAUUCAGCGGCUCCCGGGACAAUGGCAUCAAGAAAUGGGACCUGGAGCAGCAGGAGCUCAUUCAGCAAAUCCCAAAUGCCCACAAGGACUGGGUCUGCGCCCUGGCCUUUGUUCCUGGCCGACCCAUGCUGCUCAGUGCUUGCCGAGGGGGCUUCAUCAAGGUCUGGAAUGUGGAAAACUUCACACCCAUUGGAGAGAUCAAAGGUCACGACAGCCCCAUCAAUGCCAUCUGUACCAACUCCAAACACAUUUUUACGGCCUCCAGUGACUGCCGGGUAAAGUUGUGGAGUUACGUCCCUGGACUCACCCCCUGCCUUCCACGUCGCGUCCUGGCUAUAAAGGGCCGCGCCACUAGCCUGCCUUGACCCUCUUCUUCCCUCCCUCGUCCCUCGUCUUCCCUCUCAGUCCUCCUUUCUCUCCUUUCUUAUUCUCCCCUUCUCCCCCUCUUCCUUUCUUUCUCCACUUCGAUCCAAGCUGCUUCUUAACGUGACCUGACAGUGAAAUUCUGGAGUGGAAGGCGGCUACCUGGUGGCACAUUUUAGGAGGAGCGGUCAGAAGGGGCACUCGGAUUCCACGUUUCUUCCAGCAGCCUGGGUGUCGUCUAAAGGGAAGCCUCUUCAGACAAUUUAGGCCCCACAGUCCAGGCCAGACGAUGCUCGUGGUUCUGGGUGAGAGGGUUUGGGGAUUCUUUCCCGUCCUCCGCUAGCCUCGCUAAGGGGAGAGUGUUCCCAAACCUAUCUCUCAUUGGGGUGGGGGCCCCCUGAGCAGGAAGGAGAGGGGAAGGACAUUUAAGCUGUGAAGCCAAAAGGCAUUUUUGAUCUCCACACUUUCCCCUGACGCUCCUCAGCGUCUUCCACAUUUGGUCCCAUCUUCUUCCUGCUGAGUCAUCCGCUUCUCACCCCAACCUCAGGAGCUCUCCAGCUGGCCUGUGAGGAGAUCUUGGGGAAAAUCUUAUGAACUGCCCCCCUCCAGAAAGCCCCAUAGUGGGGAGGGGACUCCGAGCCACCCUGAGGGGAUCCCCCAGCCCCAACCAGCCAUAUUUUAACUUGGAAAUGAACAUGCUCUUCUUCCCUUUUCCGUCUGAACGCUCUCUUUCAGAUGGGCAUUUUUCCUCCCGUCCCCUCUUGCCCCUCUUGACCCCCCAUACCUUCUUCUGAGUCCUCAGCCUCCUCCUCCCCAAAAAGGAAGGAGGGAGGUCAACGGAAGAAGAGUGCCUCUCUCUAGUAACCAUGUAAAUUUGGAGAUGGGCAGCUGCCAAGCCCCACCCCUGAGCCUUCUACCUGGGGCCACCACCAUCCCAUCCCUAGGACUCAGCCCUCUCCCUCCUGGGGUCAGAGCAGGCCCACCCUUCAGAAAGCUCCAUCUGAGGGGAGAGUUGCAGACUCAGCCUGGUCAUUUCAUCUAUUUAAUUAAUUAUUUAUUUAUUUAUUGCUGGCGCUUCCUGGAUACCAACUUGAAGUUUCUUCCGAUGCAUUCAAUCCCUCGAGCUUUCCAGGGCCAGGGAAUCCUGAGGAGGGGGAAGAGGCAGGGGGAAAGCCAGGGGUGGGGGCAGGGCAAGAAAGGUCCUCAAAUGGGAAAGGGUGCCGGACAGCACCCCUGAACCUCUGUUUCUGAGCCGUCCAACUCACCCUCGCCUUCUACACAUUCUGGGAUUGAUUGGGGAAAAAAUUCCUUUUGGUUUUUUCCCUCCCUUCCUCCCCACCCUCACCUCUAUCUCCACCAUCGCCCCCUUUCCUCAUCCCCUCCAACUGCCUCCUUAUUCUGGGUUCUUCCUGGCUUCCCUCUCCUCAGGGGAGCGCCCGAGCCCAUGAUUCACCUCAUACCAUCAGACGCUCCAGUGCCUUCCAUCCCCCUGGGGCCUAGCACCCAAAGCUGGGUGACCUCGGGCAGUGGCCCCAGCCACAUGUGUCUUGCUGCCUGCCCUCCUAGCUGGAUCUAACUUGAGGGAGGUCUUGAUCUACGCCCCACCCCCGCCCCACCCCCCCCCCUGCCACCACAUGCUAUGUUACAAACCCCAUCAAGGGGGGGAUUCCUGCCCCACUCCCGCAUCACUUAAGAAGCAGCUUUUGCAUCCUCUCCCUUGUUUCAUGGUACUGUGUGUAUAGUAGAAUGUCUUGAGUAGUAAGGACUAAAUUUUAGGGUCUGUUCCUUUGCGCCUCCCACCACCCCCCCCCAUAAGCUGGGAUAGAACAGUGUUUUAUUCCAGGGGCAUGGUGGGGUGUGGGCUCAGAAGGUUCUCCAUGGUUUUAACUAGACCAUACCCCAGUUUGUCUCUCCAGAUCUUUUCUCUAUGGUUAUUCAAGAGACAUUUUCAAGCCUUAAAACUGGAAGGAAAUAAGGGAGAAUCAUUACUCAUUCAAAAGACCCCAUACCCUUUGGGGAUUUGGGGUUGUUUUUUUUUUUUUUUUGGUCUGGGGGAGGGAGGGGGAAGGGUGUUGGAUUGAAAGAGGCUCUGGUUUUUUGUUUUUUUUUUCUUGCCCAGGGCCUCUCACUAGGUGAAUUUUGUAUUAAAUUAAUAUCUGGGGUUACCUUCCUGGUGGGACCAGUGAACUCAAAGACUAAUCCAAGGACUCCCAGGGAAAUGCAGUGGCUUCUUUCCCCAUCAUAUUUUUCUGCUGCCACACCAGCCCUUUGCUUUUCUGGCUUCUUCCCGCUGGUCACGGACAUAGAAGGAUUCAGGACCGGAAGCCGAGCAUGGGAGCUGAGCUCUCCCCCAUCCUCUUCAGAGAGAGCUUGUAGCCUGAUGCUUCUGGAAAAGGACACAAGCAUCUCUCCUCCCUCAUCGCACUGCACUUGGACUGACCAGAGAAUACAGGCCCCAGGUGGGCAGGAGUCCCUUUUAGCUUCUGAACAAAAGUAGCAUAGAAGAAGAUGGAGGGGUUCUUCUCUCAUUCGUGGACGAGACUUUUAUAUUUCCUGAGGAGUUCCGGUGUCUGAGAGGGAGAAAACUUGCAAGGGGAAAGCUGGCCCUACCUUUCCCCAAUGUGACCCCAUCCUUUUAGAGUCAGGAGACCAACUUCUCCCCCUACCGAGAAGCAGCGAUGACUUUGCAGAAUGACUGUGUUCACAGUUAUCUAUUUGCUGGACACGGACUGAAAUUUGGGGUCAUUCAGUUGCAGGAAGAAAAAAAAGAAAUGAAGUUUUGGUCUUCAGGGAACAAUAGACAAUAUGACUCUGAUGGUUUGUUACUCUCUCCCAGCCUCCAUGCUUGGGAUGGGGGGAGCAAGAGUGGAAAGUCAAAUUGUCAUGUCCCACAGACACCUCCCCUCCACUGCAAAGCAAGCAUGUGUUUGUUUUCCUGUCCCUCUCUCCAUACUAUCUCUGACUUGGGUCUUGCACCCUGGGAGAUGAGGGAAGAACUCCCUCCAAUGGGGUCUGCUGUUUACAAACAUUGAACAUACAAGACUGCAUUCCCCACCCCCCUUGGCUUACAGGUCAAGGGGAGCCGGCCUCCAGCAAUGGGGACCGUACUAUGAGUUUUCAUUUGGUUCCCACUCAAGGUUUGAUCCCAUGGUCCCCCUGUGUUGUGAUUGUUGUCUGAUCCUUUUUUUGUUCAUGUUGGGUAAGCUACCUCAUGGCUGGGCCUGGGCUUUGCUAUAUGUGAGUGUGCUGGCUUUCCAGAAACUUGAAAUCCUGAGGCCCUGACAGGGUCAUUCCAUCCCGAAGUUGUUGGGCAGCUGAACGUGAAGAAAACUGGGUCUCUCAGCACUUUCCUGAAGAGGAGUUGGGAGGCACAGGCUUUAGGUCUGAGCCAGAGAUUGUUGGGGAACAGGGACUGCAACCGCACAAGUAUUUACAAGUAUUUUAAGUGUUAUAAGCACAAAACGAUUGUAUUCUGAGCACAAGGACUAUAGAGCCUGAGCACAAGCCCUAGACUGAGGAAGCUUAGACCCAGCUUUGGAGCACAGGAUGACCGGGCCACCAGACCUACUUCUGGGUUCCCAUCUUUUGUCUGCCCUCAUUCCCUUUGGGCAGAAGACUCAUAUUGGCCAGUGUGUUCUGGUCUGGACAAGAGAAUUCCCAAACUUCCCCUGGCUCCCUUCCCUUAGAGGAACCCCAAGGGCCAUGCCUUGGGGAAGGAAGUCAUCCUAUCCUACUGGACCCUUUCAGGCUGCCAGUGCCCACUGUGCCCCGGAAUAAAGGAGCCCUCUUCCUUUGGGCAUUAAUCAGAGGUAGUUAUAGAAAGGACUGAGAGACAGGUCAUGCCAGCAUGUGCCAUCCUGGUAAGCCUGGGGUAUGGAGACAUGAGACAUAUGAACUCACCAUUCCCCAAAAGUUUAAUGAUUGAAGGGCUCUGAGCCCUUAACUACCCCCAGAUUCCGGGCUCACAGGCCUCUCCCAAUUAGCCUCUCCUAAAUAGCCCCAGCUGAAUAAAGGGCCCAUUAGGUCUCCUGGGUUAGGGCUCUUAGCUAGGGCCCAGAUUCUCAAGCACAGUAUUAUUGUCCUUUUUACAGUAUUUACUCUCUAAGUUAGUGGCAGCUUAGUCCUGAGAAGGCUUCUCCACAAUAGACCCUGGAGUCAGCACUGGGGAGAGAUUGCAAAGGAAGGAGGAGAGAGUUGGUGCUGGGAGUUUUCAUCUGGGGGUAAUAGGACCCCUGCAUGAAGGUGGAUUUGGAAUGUGAGACCAGGAAGGGACCUGACAGGCCAUCUCUUCCAUGCCUAAUGUAAUCCUCACCAUUUGCAAAUACAAAGUUGAUGGUGGGUAAACAUCUGUGAAAACUGACACCAAUGGGCAGGGUUUUAUGAAUCUCAACAGGAAUUUAAAAAGUCAGGUCCCUCUGUUGCCUUUCCUUGUCCCCCUGGAAGCCUGCCCUUUCCCUACACCUGGAUGGGCAGGUCCCGUCUCUGCCAGGUUGGCUUCCUGGGGUGUUUGGGUUAACUGCCCACAAUACAGGAAUUCCACUCUGUAGCUGCUGCUCUUUUACCAUGCCUCUAGUGCCAGGGUGCCACCCUCUCACACCCCCUCACCCAGCUGGUCUGGAUCCUUUGUCAGGCUGAUCUCCACUUUUACUGAACUGCCAGGGCUUCUCUUCUCCCUUGGUUUCCCUCCUGGCUAGAUGCCAUUCCCCAAAGACUGACACUCUAUUCCUCUGGUUCCCUGGCUGUAAUGAAGCCUGGAAGUCCGGGAGGGGAAGAGGUUCGUGGGGAUGGAGCCCAGCAAUUUAGCGACCAUCACUGGCUACUUCAAUCUCCACCUCUUCCCCCACCCCAGCAUCACCACUCAUCCCUCUCCCCAGUGCACAGCUGAGGGCACAGACCCUCAACUAGGGCCCUGCUCCCCUUUCCAUCCUUGCUUGAGUUACUGAGAUCACAAAGUCCGCCAGCCCCAAAGGAGCAGGAGUGUGUGCAGAGGAGACACCUGCCUUGACCUGGCCACCAGCUGUUAUCUGGAGGCCAAAUUCUCUGAGGCUCCAGGGUCAGAUCUUGCCCUUGCUCCUCUCUGUGACGUGUAUAGCACAAGGUGUACAUACAUUUUGUACCUUCGCGGACAACUGUAUAUAGUGUAAGAAAGUUAUUUAAACCUCGCGCUGUACAUUUUUGUUUUCAACCUAGAUGUGUUGGUUCCCAGGAGGUCUUCGUAAAUAAAGCCAAAAUGGUCAUUGUUUGUGGACAUUGCUGCCA